Messenger RNA from Jaculus jaculus (lesser Egyptian jerboa), 3504 nucleotides. RefSeq names its product chromosome 4 C2orf49 homolog (gene Tslig2). Gene Ontology annotation, biological process: embryonic morphogenesis. The coding region runs from base 46 to 744 and encodes 232 amino acids. Gene Ontology annotation, cellular component: tRNA-splicing ligase complex. The transcript has 4 exons. NCBI's taxonomy places the organism in Eukaryota, Metazoa, Chordata, Mammalia, Rodentia, Dipodidae. The record is from RefSeq and is a predicted model, not a curated record.
CGCGGCGCUUUGUGGGUAUCCGGCUGGGGUCUCCUGGCGACGACCAUGGCGGGGGAUGUGGGCGGUCGUAGCUGCACGGACUCGGAGCUGCUGUUGCACCCGGAGCUGCUGUCCCAGGAGUUCCUUCUCCUCACUCUGGAGCAGAAGAACAUCACUGUUCAAAAUGAUGUAAGAGUAAACAAAGACAAUCUUACUGAUCUCUAUGUCCAGCAUGCUAUACCAUUGCCUCAGAGGGAUUUGCCAAAGAACAGAUGGGGAAAAAUGAUGGAAAAGAAAAGAGAGCAACAUGAAGUGAGAAAUGAAACUAAAAGGAGCACCACUGUAGAUGGGUUGAGGAAAAGACCCCUCAUUGUGUUUGAUGGAAACUCAACAAGUACAAGCAUCAAAGUGAAAAAGACAGAGAAUGGAGACAAUGAUCGCCUCAGACCGCCCCCUCAGGCAAGCCUUACCAAUAAUGCCUUUAGAAAAGUUCCAAAUUCUUCCUCAAAUGUUUCACCCAUAAUUUUGUCUUCCAAUUUGCCUACAAAUGAUAAAACUGAGCACAGUAAUAAUGACAGUAAACAGAACCAUGACUUAAUGAAUAGGAAAAGUCCUUCAGGCCCUGUGAAGUCACCACCUUUGUCCCCUGUUGGAACUACUCCGGUGAAGUUGAAGCGGGCUGCUCCAAAAGAAGAAGCAGAGACCGUGAACAACCUGAAGCCCCCGGAAGCAAAGAGGAAGAUACAACAUGUUACAUGGCCGUGAAGGGAAGUUUCCAAAAAUGUAAAUAUAAUGUAACUGUAGUUUUUCAAACAAGUAUACAGCAUUUACAGGGGUCCUGAUUAUUGUGGAAUUUUCUUGAGAAGUUUAAAAUAGGUUUGAAAAAGUCUUUUCCUUCCCUUCCUUCCUUCCUUCUUCCCUUUCUUUAAAAUUUUUUUUGACUUUCAUGUCCUAAUUACAGAACAAAUUCUUUUUAAAGCAAUGGCUUUAGUGUAUAUCAUUUGUAACUUUCUUUACUCAAGCAGAAGCAUGUAACAAUUACAGUAUUUUAGUAAAUACUGCCACACACAUCUUCAAGGUUUCAACAAGAAAAACAUCUUGAUAGUAUUGCUGGAAACUACUCUGAAGGUUCUGUGAUAAAGUUACUGUUUUUAAGUGUUUAUACCACUUCAUAAGAAGCAGAAGGGAGUCAUUGCAUGCUGUUGUUUCCUUUCCUUGAAGUCCUAACAGAAUUGAUUGAUUGGUUCUAAACUAACUGGUGCAUCCUUUAGAAUGUUCUUGCCUUGCAGGAUGUCUGCCUACUCUUUUCUUGAGCAGCCUGUGAUCUCACUUGUGAGUUCAGCUUUUAUUCCUAGGACCUUAUUCUUUUUAAAAUGAAGUUGAUUUUAAAGUCUUCAGGCUGAGUAAUCAUGUUGGAGGUGGCACUUGAUGGCAGAAAGUUUUGAGAAUGGUGGGGCUAGAACUUAGGCAAGUCUAGGAAAUAUGUCAGUGAGAGAGGAAGGUCAUGUGCCCUGAAAAGGUAGUAGUGGAACCACUAGAGUGGGAAUCACUGCAGAGUUAGGCAGAGGAGAAACUGGGCCCUGUGCUAUAUAGUAUGUGCAGCUUCCUGCAGGGUUGAACUACACAGAUAUACUUAUGAAGGCCUUUGGUCUACUUAUGUGUAAGUGGUACUAUCACACCUGUUGUAUAAUGCAAGACACUGAGUAAAUACAGUUUAUGUUACAGUCAUGAGUUCUUCUACCUACUUCCUGUUAUGGUCAAUAUGCUUUAGGACUGUCUUACUCUUUUGUUACAUUUUUAGUUCAGCUGUCCAAUAGCCUUACAAAACAUUAAUUCAGCCUUGUAGGUAAGUAUUGUACAAAGGCUUUAGUCCUGUAGUUUUUAACCAUUCUGCCUUCUUUCCAGACUGUAAAUCUAUAAACAUAAGAUAAAAUUGAUGUGUAGUAAGUGUUGCAUACAUUGUUAAUAUUACUGUAAAUUUUAAAUAUAUUGUUAAUCUGCUGUAGUAUUGUUGAUGGGAACUGUACUCCUAUACAUAAAUAUUAAGGGAGAUUUAAAAAGUGCAGAUUUUAGUAUAGAAUGACAAAUUAUAUUUUAUAUUCAGUUGUCCACUUUGCUUCCACCUGCAUUUCUCACUUUUAAGAGAGUUAACCAUUUGACAAUUUUAAGUCAGUGGGAACUUAUUUUUAUUUAUUCAGUGAAUUUUUAAUUUGUAUAUUUAACUUACAGAGUAGGUUGGUAAUAACAGCUGAACUGUGUAACAUUGUUGCUUCAAAUUGAAGUUAAUACUAUGAACAUUCAGAGUCAGUGUUCACAAAGCAGCAGAUUAUUGAGCUGUUUUGAGUUUGAGAAGUGGAGAAGCGCUGAACCAUGCACUGUGCAUUACAUAUUCUCACCUUCUUAGAGUGCUGUGCCUCCUAAAGGGAUCACAGAACUGGUUUUCUCCACAUGAUGAAGAAGCAUGUCUAGUGCUGGGAAUCUGGAGCAGCAGCAUUGGGAAUCUUCUAUUUUGAAGUAAUUUAAAAAGUUAACUGAAAAAAAAAGUUAAUUUUUUAUUUUGAAGUGGUGGUUUGGGUUGCUUGUUAAGGGUAGAAGGACUUUAUUUGAAUGGUGUACAAUUCUGGUAUAACCUUUACUCACGAACAUAGAGUUCAUACUGUUGCUUUUGGUUUGUAUCCCAAUAAAGCCAGCUGUUGUUUUUACUAGGCUAGGUACAUGAAUGGCAUUAGAGUCAGUCAGUAGUUUAUGAGGUGUAAAAGACACCACUGUUGCCCUCAGCCAGUGGGCUUUGUUUGCCUCAUCUUCCCCUUCCCCCCAUUUUACCCUUUCUAGCAUUUUCCUUCUUGCCUUUUGUUCUUUUUUCUCCUUACUCUUUAUCUAAGCCUCAGGCUUAGAUUUGCAAGUUGUACUUCUUGGUCCCACUUUAUUUACUAAAAGGUAAAAUUGACUGACCCUCAUCCCCCACAGUCUGCUUACACCAGAGGGAUCAUAGACUAUGUGAACUCUACAGUCUCAGGACCCUGCAGCACCAGGGCACUAAAUUGCUUCGGAAGGCUGGUAAAGCCGUACAGUUUUCCAAAAUAGCCUUAUUGAUCUGGAAGCUGCUGGGCCCUUCAGAAAGAUGGUUCACUACUGCUCUAAGGCUGUGCUUGCAAGUAUUUAAAUUCUUCAGAAUUGGAGUUUUUAUUUGAAACACUAUUUUGGUUAAGUUUUGAGAUACAAUUCUAAAACUGAUUUAGAGACUCAUUCAAUAGCAAUGACCUUUAAAAACUUACAUUAAGUAAAACUGCCAGUAGAUUAAACCAUUUAUGUGUGUAAGAGCUGCCUCUCUUUACUACUGUGGAACUUCAGUAAUUUGUGGAGGCUACCAAUUGGUCAAAUGUUUUUCAGUGUGCUCUUUUAUUAAAAUGCUUGUGCAAGUUUUGUAAUUCAGUACAGAAAAGGUUGACCUUGUAAUGUACAUUUUUGUAUGUAAAAAGUCUUUUAAGUAGCCUUAUCCUUAUUUAAAUAAACUGAAUAAAAUUA